AUGCAUCAAAUCCGCCUGCCUCUGCUAGCGCCCCUGAUCCAGCGUCGCCAGCUCAAUCUCCAAACUAACCAAGUUUCCAGGCAAACAGCAGUCCUGCGAAUUCUGCUGCAUCGCCUGAUCCGUCUGCAAAUCAACCUGUCAAUCCUCAGAGCCAGCCUGCUAACUCUCCUGUUCCAGCCAAUUCCCCUGAUCCAGCCGACUCCCCUGCUCAGGCCAAUUCUCCUGCUCCAGCCAAUUCUCCUGCUCCAGCCAGCUUGCCGGCAGCGCCUGCUCAAAGCUCAAACCAGCCAAACGAACCAAACUCUCAAGGAAGUCAGCAGAGCCCAACGCCAGCGACCCAGCGACCCAGCAACCGCCUGCUCAGAGCCCCAGCCAGUCAAAUCAACUAAACCAGCCAAACCAACCCAAUUCGCCAGGCGCUCAACAGAGUCCACCGCCAGCAGCACAGCAAGUCUCUGUUGACAGACAAGCGGCGACGGUCCAGAACAGUGGCUCGCAAGUCAUUGUUGGCGGACAGACUCUUACUCCAGGAGGAGUCGCCGCCACGGUGAAUGGCCAACAGGCCAGCGCCGCAUCAGCUGGAAAUUUGGUGAUUGGUACGAGCGCAGCAGCCAACACGGACCCGUUGGCGCAACAAGCUACGCCUCCAGCACAAGCUGCGCCUCAGCAAGUUACUGUAGGCUCUGCCGCUGUAGCAGCCUCUCCUAUUGGCAAUUCAUUCGUGCAGGUUGGGAGCCAGACGUGGGCAGUUGAUGAUCCCGCCCAGACUAUCAAUGGUCAAGUCGUAAGUGCUGGCUCCGCUGGUAUUUUUAUCGGCACCGGGGCGGCGGCAUCCACUGUUGCACUGCCUUCUCCUCAGGGCGCAUCUCAGCCUCCGCAAGUCACUGUCGGCUCAGCAGCAGUCGCCGCUAGUUCUGUCGGAGGUUCUGCAAUCCAGAUCGGAAGCCAAACCCUUGUGGUUGGUGGCCUAGUUCAGACCGUCAAUGGACAAGUACUAUCUGCCGGCUCUUCAGGUCUCGUAAUCGGCACCGGCUCUGGAGCUUCUCCAGUGGCAGUCGGUGCUCAGCAAAUGCCCCAGCAGAUUUCAAUCGGAUCUCAAGAUGUACAAGCCACGCCGUUUGACUCUUCCGCUAUCCAAGUAGGAAGCCAAACCCUGACUUUCGGCGGCUCCGCACAGACAGACAAUCAAUGGCCAAGUCGUCAGUGCUGCAAGUUCUGGUCUUGUGGCAUCAUCUUCGGCAUCAGCGGUCACCACGAUCCCAGUUUUGCCUUCUGA
Messenger RNA from Lecanosticta acicola, 1276 nucleotides. NCBI's taxonomy places the organism in Eukaryota, Fungi, Ascomycota, Dothideomycetes, Mycosphaerellales, Mycosphaerellaceae. The record is from the annotation of a GenBank genome assembly.